Molecule: messenger RNA, 163 nt
Organism: Paramecium pentaurelia
Lineage: Eukaryota; Ciliophora; Oligohymenophorea; Peniculida; Parameciidae
Source: the annotation of a GenBank genome assembly
AUGAUCCCAGGCAAAAGAUGGAUAAUAACUUUCAUAAAUACAUUUAAUCCCAAUAAUUAUAUAUUCGAAUCUUAUAUUGAUACUGAAAAAGGAAUAGGUAUUACUUAAGAGAAUUUAGAGUAUCAAUUUAUUAUAAAGUAGAUAGACAACUCAAGCUUAUUGA